AUGUCCACCCCAGGCAUAACCCUCUACACCACCCAAACCCCCAACGGCAACAAAGCCUCCAUCCUCCUCGAAGAACUCAACAUCCCAUACACCGUCCACAAACACGACUUCAGCGCCCGCACCCACAAAGAACCAUGGUAUCUCAAAAUCAACCCCAACGGAAAAAUCCCCGCCAUCACCGACACCUUCAGUGACGGCCAAGAAAUCCACAUCUGGGAGUCGGGCAACGUGCUCAAAUAUCUCGUCGAGCGGUACGAUCCCGAGUACAAGCUGUGGUAUCCGCACGGGACGCGCGAGAAUUACGAGCUGUUCAGCUGGCUCUUCUUCCAAACCAGCGGCAUCGGCCCGUUCCAAGGCCAAGCCACACACUUCCUGCGCCACGUGCCGGAGCGGAUUCCCUACGCGGUAGACCGCUACCACAAUGAAUCCCGACGGCUGUAUUCCGUGCUCGAGAAGCAGCUGGCACCGAAGCGGGGGGGUUAUAUCGUGGGGGAGAAAUUCACGAUCGUGGAUAUUGCGUUCUGGUGUCUGGCGGCGACGGCGCCGUGGGCGGGGCUGGACUUGGGUGAGUUUCCGGCGGUGAGGGAGUGGUAUGAGCGCAUUUUGCAACGGCCGGGUGUGAGGCGCGGGAUGAAUGUUCCUGAGCCGCAUGGGGUUGUGGCCUUGAUGGGGGAUGAGAGUGGGGAGAAGGAGAAGGAGUUGGAGGAGUUUCAUCGGCGGUGGGUGAUGGGUGGGAUGCAGGAGGAUGCGAGGGUUUUGGAUUUGCAGAGGGGAAGGCAGUGA
Messenger RNA from Aspergillus heteromorphus CBS 117.55, 783 nucleotides. RefSeq names its product glutathione S-transferase family protein. Lineage: Eukaryota; Fungi; Ascomycota; Eurotiomycetes; Eurotiales; Aspergillaceae. The transcript has 2 exons. Bases 1 to 783 code for a protein of 260 amino acids. The record is from RefSeq and is a predicted model, not a curated record.